AUGGCUCUCACACAACCAAUCAAUCCCGAGUUUCCUUACUCACUCACAAUCUCUCUCCCUCUCCCAACUAGUCGCCUCGCAUCAUGCGCUCUACGCACUUUGGAAGUUGACGCUGAACUAUCCCCUCUCGUGCGACGAACGUUGAGCAUCGAGGCUCCGGCGGUCGAAGCACCAUCCCAGCCGCAAGAAAAAAAACAAAAACAGGACCCUGAUGAGUCUAGAACCGUAUUGAAGAUUACAUACAUUGCGACGACCAACCGAAUGCUCCGUGUUUCUGUCAAUGGAUUUAUGGAGAGUCUAGGUGUUGUGCUUGGGGUGAUGGCAGAAUUGGAUGUCGACGUACUCAAGGCUGAGAUGGAGAGUUGA
Molecule: messenger RNA, 366 nt
Organism: Penicillium digitatum Pd1
Lineage: Eukaryota; Fungi; Ascomycota; Eurotiomycetes; Eurotiales; Aspergillaceae
Product: CTAG/PCC1 family protein
Cellular component (GO): EKC/KEOPS complex
Source: RefSeq, a predicted model, not a curated record